AUGUUCUGGCGCAUGACCGGCCUCUCCGCGGCCUCGCCCGUGAGUUCCUCCUUCCUCUGCUGCAUCUCUCAGGUGGAUACAAUUCUGGACAAAGAAAAUUUUACAUUGGAAGAACUUCUUGACGAGGAUGAAAUUAUUCAGGAGUGCAAAGCACUGAACUCGCGACUCAUAAACUUCUUACGUGACAAGGCCCAGGUGGAACAGUUGCUUCGUUAUGUUGUGGAAGAAGUUCCAGAGGAUGCUGAAAGGAAGCGCUCUUUCAAGUUCCCUUUUAUUGCUUGUGAAAUAUUUACUUGCGAAAUCGAUGUCAUUUUGAGGACCCUAGUAGAGGAUGAAGAGCUAAUGGACUUGCUUUUCUCAUUUGUGAAACCUGAUCAUCCGCAUAAUACAUUAUUGUCUGGUUACUUCAGUAAGGUGGUAAUAUGUUUGAUGCUGCGGAAGACUGCUCCACUGAUGAGUUAUGUUCAGGGGCAUCCAGAGAUAGUUGUCCAGCUUGUUGACCUGAUUGGCAUCACAUCGAUAAUGGAGGUGCUGAUACGACUGAUUGGUGCUGAUGAGGCCAUAUAUUCAAACUAUGGUGAUACGUUGCAGUGGUUAGAAAAUACAGAUGUCCUUGAAAUGAUUGCAGAUAAGUUUAGCUCGUCGGAUUCUCCUGAAGUGCAUGCCAAUGCUGCGGAAAUUCUAUGUGCAGUUACUCGGUGUGCACCUCCAUCUCUUGCUGCGAAAAUAUGCAGUCCAAGUUUUGUUGGGAGGUUGUUCCAUCAUGCUCUUGAAGAAUCAAGACCCAAAUCUGUUCUGGUUCAUUCACUGUCAGUGUGCAUAUCGUUGCUGGAUCCGAAAAGACUAGCAUCAGCUUCAUAUCAAGCAUUCAGAAGUAACUUAAGUCAUGGGGCGUUGGUCACGGCCAGUCCAGAGACAGUUGAUGGUAUGCUUGAGAGUUUAGGCAACUUGCUGAAGUUAUUGGACACUUCGGCUGCUGAAAGCGUGUUGCCAACAACUUAUGGAUACGUGCGCCCACCUCUCGGAAAACACCGUCUGAAGAUUGUAGAAUUCAUCUCUGUGCUGCUUACAAUUGGAAGUGAAACUGCUGAAAAAGAGCUAAUAAGGCAGUCAGCAAUAAAGCGCUCGAUUAAUUUGUUCUUUGAGUAUCCAUAUAACAACUUUUUGCACCAUCAUGUUGAGAAUAUAAUUGUUUCUUGCCUGGAGGGUAAAAGACCUGAAGUUGUUGAGCAUGUUCUUCAUGAAUGUGAUAUUGUUGGUAAAAUUCUUGUUUCAGAAAGGCUUUCAUCUUUGUCGACUGAGUCUAAUGGGCCUACUGUUCCCUCUGAAGGGAAAACCCCUCCAAGAAUUGGAAAUGUUGGUCACAUGACAAGAAUAGCCAAUAAGCUUAUUCAGUUGGGCAACAGUAACAACACAAUACAGGCUUACUUACAGGAAAAUAAUGAGUGGGUUGAAUGGCAAACAAAUGUGUUGGUCAAACGCAAUGAAGUGGAGAAUGUUUAUCAUUGGGCUUGCGGGCGCCCGACAUCAUUACAUGACCGUGGUAGGGACAGUGAUGAUGAUGAUUUCCGGGACAGGGAUUACGACGUGGCAGCUCUUGCUAAUAACUUAAGUCAGGCAUUUCGUUAUGGGAUAUACAGCAAUGAUGACAUUGAAGAGGCACAAGGAUCACUUGAACGAGAUGAUGAGGAUGUGUAUUUUGAUGAUGAAUCAGCUGAGGUGGUAAUAUCUUCUUUGCGUCUGGGAGAUGAUCAGGACGGCUCCCUCUUUACAAAUUCAAACUGGUUCACAUUUGAUGGAGAGAGAGGCCUUGAUGACCGUUCAUCUGCUUCUGUUCCUUCAUCAUCCCCCAAUUCUGAGGAGACUUCACUAGAGACCGAGGAAGCUGAUGAUGGUAAAGUCAUUGGCACCGAGGAUGAAAUGGAAACAGUAUAUCUUGGAAAUGGUAGUGCCGAGGAGGUAAAAGAUGUAGCAGAGUGUACUGAACAGCCAAAUUGUUGUACUGAGGAUGAGCGAUUGAAAAAUACAGAAGGGAUGGAUCGGCAUCCAGAUGCUUCAAAUAACGAUACCAACAUAUGUACAGACGAGGCUGCCUCUGCUGCAGCAGAAUCUUCAGCCCCAUCAGUUGAGAUAGUGGCAGAGAAAACAGUAGAUGAACCAUUAGAGGCAGAAAGAACAGUGGAUGAACCGGACGAAUCAUCUUUGGACAGUUCUGUCUCUGUAGCUUUGCCAGCUCCUGUUAAUGGUAGUGAGCCUGCCAACUCUGAAGCUUCUUCUGAACAAGUUGCCCAUGACACUGGUGUGCAGCAACCAGUCAAGGAAGCUCCUGACGAGGAUGUUGAUGCAAAGAAAACUGAUGCAGCCCAAGCAAGCGAGUGA
Molecule: messenger RNA, 2379 nt
Organism: Miscanthus lutarioriparius
Lineage: Eukaryota; Viridiplantae; Streptophyta; Magnoliopsida; Poales; Poaceae
Source: the annotation of a GenBank genome assembly